AGUUAAUACCUUUUUGCUUGUUGAAAGUCGCAUGAUGUAAUAAAUUGUUUUUGAAGUUUGAAUCACUUGACAGGCUGUAUUGAUGUGUAAUAAGUACCUUCUAACAUUCCUUUCCCUUAGGUGGGGUCUUAAUUUUUUUUACAAUUGUCUUUCCUAGUGAUUAUCAUUUACUUAUGCAAACUCUUAUCAAAUGGGCAAGUGGUUGAUUUAAGCUUUUCAAAUCAUAAAUAUAUAUAAAACGGGCACCGCAGAGAAAAACGGCUACACGACACUAGAGUUUGUUGACUUCAAAUUUUCCGCUUUGUCACGAUUAUAUAUAUAUACGUGCAAAUGAGUGUUUGCUUUAUGUUCUGCGCUGUUUAUGCCUAACAAUAAAUGUUGAUCUCCUUGUCGAACAACUUGCCAUAAUUAAAAUUUCGUCUUCCUACCUUUCGGUAAAAAAACAAAACAUCCCGAGUAACUGUAAUCUUGUCACCACUUAGUAUCAAGUUAGUUUCAUUACUGUAUAACUUAUAUGACACCUGUUUAUUUUACCUGCAUAUUUGACCAAGACUAUGUCGAAUUAGUGGUCGCGAACAGUAAUAAUCGUCUUAAAACCUUGUUUUGUCACAGAUUUGUCUUCGAAAGCUUUACAAUGCCGCACAAUUGAACCCUUUUGGAAGAAUAAAUGGUUCUUAAGCCGUGUUACAAAUAAAUUCGGAAAUUUCAUCUUAAUACUUAUCUGGAAUUAUUAAUAGAAUGAGAUGUCCUAUGGAGUCCAUAUUUCUUCUAAAAUAAGGGCGAAAGUACCAAGUUUCAGUAUUUCUAAGCCUUUAAAAACGUUCUAUCCAAAUUUGUAGAUUCUCUUUUUUAUGAUGCGUCAUUAAUUUGUUCGCAAUUUUCUUCCUAGUUAGCGUCCUAAAAUUCCACUAUCCGUAGGGCUGAUUAUCUCAUUACUUACACAAUGCAAUUAUUUCCGGUACCAGUACAUAAUAUAAUUACUCUUCAUUAUAUGUGAUUGAGUGUGUCUAGCUCUGUCACUCAUUUAUCAUCUUACCAAUGCUAGUAAUUUCAAAAUGGAAGACAUCUCUUUGUCACUAAAAAGUGAUACUGUUCAUUCAUGUACUAUGGAGAAAUCAGAUAAUCCAUCGGCAAAAUGUCCUGAUAUUUUGCCCAGUCAGGGUUCUAAAAUAAAUUCAUCUACAAGUCAAAACAAUAAUAAUAACGAUACUUGUCGGAUUGAUAAUGUAACAACUGAACAACGGCCAGUUGAAACAAUCACUGAAGAUUUGGAACCUGCCUUACGACGCAGUAAACGUGGUAAAGGCAGACCUAGCAACACUAAUAAUGCAAACAAUAAUAAUAAUGAUGGAACUUCAGAUGAUCAUGUCCCUUCAUGCAUUAUUUCCGGUACUGAAUAUCACACAGGUGAUUUUGUUUAUUAUGAAGAACCAGAUUUUGAUUAUUAUACAAUUGGUUUAAUUGAAGAAAUUAAAGUAUCUAGACGUGAUAAAUUUUCAAUAUUUAUUAAAUGUUUUUAUCGUACACAUGAUAUACCGGAAAUAUCAAAACAAGGUUUACCUGAUCGUGAUAAUUAUUAUCCAAUUCAAUCAAAUAAUAAUAAUAAAUUAAUUCGUGAUAUAUUUGCUCGUGAAUUAUUUGUCUCUGAAGUUCAAGAAACUUUACCAGCUAAACAACUACGUGGUAUAUGUAAAGUGAAUUAUUUACCCGAUUUGAAAACUGCAUUAUCUACAUUUUCUCCAGAAGAAGAUGAUAGUUUCUUCUAUGUAUUUGCAUAUAAUCCUGAAACUCGUCGUUUGUCAAAAAUUCGUGCAGAAAUACGAGUCGGACAAGCCUAUCAAGCUUCAUUGCCGGAAUUUCGUCAUUCCCCACCAGCUAUGUAUCGUUUUGGACAUAGUCGAGGCAAUUUUCGAUCAAUUAAACGUAGUCGUAAAUCAAAAAUUACAUUGGAAACAUCAUACAAAUCUGAUCAAUAUGUUAAUACACUAAAGUGUUGUUUAAGAAAAUCGCAUUCAUUGUCACCAUAUUAUCGUCGUAAAUACCGGUGUAAAGGAAUGAAGUCAGUUACUACUGUUGACAGUGACAAUAAUAAUAACAGUUUAGUAAAUCAGCUAAUGACCAAUGACACUUUGAAUAUUUCUAAUCCUGACACUGAUUCUCCUACCAUUUCAAUGUUGAAUAGUAAUAAAACAUUAAAACCAUCGUCUGAUGACAACCUUAUUAGUAGUAAUAAUCAUGCCACUUGUGAAAUAGAUACUAUACCAAAUUUGUCAGAAGAUAUAAAAAAUUCUGAAGAGAACAAUAUUGAAAUGGAUGUUCAACAACAAACGGAUAUACAAAAUUCCAUACCACUGUUAAAUUUACCGCCAAAAUUAGAGAAUGCAAAUGAUUUUAAAGAUUCUUUAAAUACUAUAACUACUACUGAUUGUUCUCAUCAUAAAAAGUAUCAUUCAUAUUAUAGAAAACAAUUACGUCAUCAUCGGAAAAAACGACACCGUCGCUUAAGGCGGCGUCAACAACAAUCACAAUCUAAAGAAGUACUUGUAUGGAGUCCUGGUGGUCUGUCCUCUGCUCUGUCUGGUACAUCUAAGAAAUUUGAUGUUUCAAAUACAACUGCUUAUAAUCAUAAUAACAUUCAUCUUAAUGAUAUCAAUGAUAAUUUUACUAAUGUAUCAAAUAAUAUCAGCACUGAUUUCAAUUCCAUGCUUUCUGAUGAACCAUUAAAGAAUUAUUUAGAUGCUGUACGAUCAAUGGUGGCAUUUUUUGGAUUUGGUGGAGCUGAUGAUGAUUUGGCAUCAGCUGAAAAUGGUCUAGUAUUGGCUAAUUUAGCUGCAACUACACAACACGCUUAUGAUACAUUACAUAAGUGUAAUUAUUCGUUAAGAAAUGCCCUACAAGCGAUAUCAUGUAAUCCUAUUGUAGCUAAGGAUACACCUAGGCAUUGGACAACAGAUCAAGUUCGUUUAUUUGCACAUGCUUUACGUAUUCAUGGUAAAGAUUUUUUUAAAAUUCAACGAAAUUUCUUUGGUGGUAAAACAUCUGUUAUUAAUAAUAAUGAUAAUAAUAACAAUAACUCUACCAACAAUAAUGGAAAUAAUGUUGAUGGUGUUGGUCUAUGGAAUUCAAGUCAAGCUGGCAAUGGACGUCUGCGUGGUCGUGGUCGUCGUAAAUUGGGCGGUGCCAACGCAGUUGGUGUAUGUUCAAAUGCAUCAACAUUGAAAUUAUCCAGUUUAAAAUCCGAUGAAAUCGGCAGUACCUCAGUAGCAACAUUGGUACCGAGUAAACUGGAUGAAGUUAAACCAGAAGAUGCUACAUCUGUACCUACCUCUGGGUCAUCACAUGACGGUGGAGAAUCAGUUGAAAACCGUAUUGUUUCAGGAUCAACUACAUUGAAAGGAUCGAAUGGUAAUGAUGAAAGCAGUCUAUCCACAGGUGUUCCUGUCACAAAUGAACCAAUCAAGACUGUUAAAGAAUUAAUAGCUUUCUAUUAUUAUUGGAAGCGCAAAGGUACAUCGUCUUGUUCCUCGUCAUCGUCAGCAUCGAUUAGUGGUGUAGGGGGUAGUGGACAUGGUGGUCUGAGUUCAGUUGCAGCGAAUUUUGCGACUGCAGUAGUUGCAGCCACACUGAACGCUGAUACUACUACCAGUAAUACUGCUGCUGGUGCUAAUAACAAUCAUAUCCCAUCUUCAUUAAGCGGCAAUACAACAACUCCUUUUGAAUCAGCAAAUAAUCCGAAUGGUAGUGCAUUCUCUACUCAAGCUCAUAUUACUUCUGUUAGUGUUAAGAAACGGAAACCAACUAAUCGUGGUUGUGUUCUAAAUAAUUCAAAAUCAACAUCAAAUACUGAAGAUAAAUUAGAGUCGAUUGAUCCAAGUCAUCAUGAAUCAGAAAUUGAAGAUCAUAAUGAUUUAGCGAACAAUGGGCAUGAUGAUGUUGAUAUGCCUGUGACAUCUAGUGAGAAAGCAAACGAAAUUACACCGGUUUCUACAACAUCAAGUGCAGAUUCAUUGUCAACUAGUCGAUCACGUAAACGAGUAUGCAGAAAUUGUGCUGCGGAGUUGCCGUCGACUGGUGAAAGUCCUCCUUCACCCAUGCCUAAUCAUCAUCAAUUGGGACAAUUACGAUUUCUUUGUUCGGAUUGUCGUAUUCAUUUGCAAAAAUACGGUGAAUUAAAGUGUACAUCGAAAGAAGAAGAUGAAGAAGAAGAAGAAGAAAUUAAUAAUCCAUCUGAAACGCUGAAUUCAAUAUCUAAUGAUGGAAAGCUUCAAAAGAAAGAAUCAAAUGAUGGAAAUCUUUUAGAUACCAUUGAAGAAGAUGGAUUAGAAGAUGUUAGAAAUGGGAUAAAAGAUGAAAAUUCUAAUAAAAUCACUGUUAGUUCCAUGUUGGAUGCAAUAAAACCAACAUGUUCAUUAACAACAUCAUCAACAAAUUAUCAUAGAAAACAUAAGAAACAUACAUUAGAUCGAUCGAAGAAACAAUCUCAUUCUGAUAAUUACGACUCAUCAAGUAGCUUGUCAUCAUCAUCUUCAUUAUGUUCACUUAAACUAAACAUGGAUAAAUAUUAUUCUAUUUCAUCGUCAGCUUCAUCAUCACCGAGAUCAUCUCUGUUAGAAAAUGAAGAUGUAGAGGAGGGGGAAGAGGACUCAGACUCUAUUGGAUCUGAUUAUGAAUCUGACAGUUCACCAAGUUGUAGUAGUAUUGGUAGUCCAAUUAAUUGUAAAUCACCUUUAAUACAUCAUGAAUUGAAUGAAAUUAACUCAGAAUGUCCUAGUUAUCGUCAUAUGAAAAGAAAAAAUUCACAUACUGUCAAUCAUCUACGUCUCAAAGGUAAAAAACAUAUAUGCAAUGAUAUAGACUAUAUGUGUAAGCCACCACCUAAAUUGGAAGAUAAUAGAGACUAUGAUUGUAACGAAGAUAAUCAAUGCUUCUCUAUCCAACCAAAGAUUGAUACAAAUGAUUCUCAUUGUUCUGAUACUACUAAAUCUGUUUUACAAUCAUCAGAGAUUCUUUCAACUUCCAAUCUUAUUGAUUCACGUGAUACAAAAGGACAUAUUUCCAAUGUUUUGUAUUCCAAUACUACUAAUAAUAGUAGUAUUGGUAGUAUUAAUAAACUUGAUGAACUAAAGAAAGAUUACACAAUGAAUUUACAUGCACCCAUUGAUAUUAAUAAUAAUAAUAGUGAUACUACUACUAAUAAUAAUGAUCGACAAUCGCUUGCAGAAAUUGAUGAUCAACAACGGAAUAAUGAUCCUGAUGAUGAUGACGAUAAUAGUAUACGUGAAUUAGAAAUUGAUAAGUUAAUCACUGCAACUAACGAAUCAAAUCCACUAUCUUGUUUCAUAGAUGCACAUCGUUCCACCUGGUCACAUCUUGUACGUAUCUGGGAUAGACAAAUACAAUAUUCACAUACAACAACAACUACAACACCUGGAACAACAGAUUAUCAAUCAACUAAAAUUGAAACAAAUCUUGGUUCAUGUGCUCGUACAGAUUUAAUUUAUUGUGGAAGAGGAUUAGAUGAUAUUGCAUCGAAUAAUCAAGAAUUUUGGAAUAUACAAAAAUGUAAUUUAUUUACAAAAUAUGCUGAUACAGCUAUUGGACCUGGUGUUAAUCUUUAUCUUUCAUCAUCAUCUGUAAUAUCAAGUAAUAUGGAUAAUCCGAUAAAUAUAGUCAGUAGUGAAUCAAUAAAUAAGUCGGAAAUAUUGAAUUUAACAUCACCUAAUGCGAACUAUACAAAUAUGUCCUGUAAUCCAUCUCCAAGUAUUCAUGAUUCAUCAUCGACUGCACUUGAUUUAUGUUCACGUAAUAGUUCUAAACGAUCAUUUAUUCCAUCAUCAUGUUCAACAGAACAACCAUGUACAAAAUCUCGUCGAUCAUUUCAAUGUGAUACUAUCAAUAAUCCUUAUCUGCAUUCGAUCUCAUCAAAUAUUCCAAAUGCCAAUACAUCUUGUACUACCGUUUUAAAUAGUAUUAGUAAUACUGUAUCCAACUCACAAAUACUAUCAACAGGAGCUGGAUUGAGACCGACUGUCAACAAUACUUCUACUACUAAUACUAUUAAUAAUAAUAAUAAUAAUAUGUCAAGCCAACAACAACGACAACUUCAAACUAUGUAUGAACAAGCGUUAAUAUUUGCUGCAGCCGCAGCAGGUCAUUAUCAACAUAGUCCUCCUAUUCCUUCUGGUCCAGUACGCGACACAUCUAAAUUUUUCCCAACUAAUUUUGAAUUGAAUAAUCAAAUGAAACAAACACCUGUUGUAUCUUCUCCAAAUCUACGCUUUAUAAGUUCAAAUAGUAGUAAUAAUAAUAAUAAUCCUCUAAUGUCAACUAGAUUGGGUGCUGCAACUGGAACAUUCUAUCCACCAAUUUCUUCCUUGUCAACUUCAACUGGUAUCUCUUCCUCAUUGUCGUCUAGCAAUAAUAAUAAUAACAAUACUUUUGGAAUAAAUAAACCAUCAAUUAGUGGCGCUCCAUUUAACUUCAAUCUAACUGAUUCUCAAUACCAGUCAUUAAAUCUUCAAACGGCACAGAUGACCAUGUCCGCUAAUAAUGUCGGUUCCAUGUCUAAUCUUCACGGAUCGAAUUUUAACCCUACUACUGGUAGUAGUAUUAGUAGUUGUUACAAUGGCUUGGGAUCUUCACCAUCAAACUCAUCAGUGCCAGGGAAUCAACUUUAUAACCAUCCAGAGUUUUUACAACGGCAGCUAGCUUUGAUGGGAUUACUUCCACCUGGUUCAAUAACUCCUGAAAAUCUAAUGCCUAUUACAUCCAUAGAACAACGUGAAAUUGAGACAUUACAACGAUUAAUGACAGAAAGACUUGAAUAUUUAAGAAAUACUACAAAUAAUAAUCAACAGCAACAACAACAACAACGUACUAUAACUCCAGUUGAACAAAUUUAUCAACAACAACAGCAGCAACAACAACAACAAGAACUUUUUGCUGCUGCAUUUUCAGCUGAGAUGGCUUCAAGACUUGAAAGUAUAUCAUCUAAUAAUUAUUCAAAUCAAGAUAUUCAAUUCCCUUUAUCAUAUAAUUUAUCACAUUGUGAAACUACUAAUGGUGCAAUGACAUCUGCUGUGAAUAGUAUAUCAACUCGACCUACAGCUUCUAUUCAAUUACCACAAAAUACACGUUUUUCACAAUCCAUUCAAUGUAAUACUCCUUUAUUAACUAAUCGUUUCCCUAUAAAUCCAUCAGAUAUUCAUAAUAUUAAUAAAACACCACCAAUAGCACAUCAUAAUUCUUCAUAUUCUACAUCUCGUGAUAAUUCUACAAAUUUAAAUGUGAAUAUACCACCUAUGUCAUUAAAUAUGAUGGGACCUACACGUGCUCAACCAAAUAUACCAUUUAGUACACCUAAUUCUCAUGGAACAAAUCGAUCAACAGCUCGUAAUUCGAAUACUCAAUCAUUGUCAUCAUCAUCUUCUUCUUCUAAUUUACAAGAACAAGUAUUCAAUGCUGCUAAACUGGCUAUGAUAGCUGCUAAUAUGCAGUCGGAUCCAAAUAAAGCAUUAACAUUUGCAAGUUUAGCUGCUGCAGCUUUCACUGAAAUGGCAUCAUCAUCAUCAUCGCCACAAGAUAAAAAGUUAUCAUCACGUAGUAAUGAUCAUUCAUCAACAUCUCAUCAUCAAUUAUCUGGAAUUCAAGAGAAUUUAUCACAAAGAAAUAUGAAUAUUCCAACAUCCAAUAUGAGGUUACGUUCUCCAGUUGGCAAUAGUAGUGGACAAUACAAUUCAGAUUGUAAUAACAACAUUCCUAAUCCUGGUGUUGUAUUGUCCAAUUUUAUGCAACAAAAUACACAUAAAGAAAGACGUCGCCAGAAUAGUCAUUUAUCUUCAAGUAAUAUUGCAUCUCAUUCACCUGGUGUAGUAUCUCAAUCAUCAAAUCGUUUACAGUCUCCUCCUGUACAUUAUUCACAUUCAGAAUCCCGAUCAUUUAGUAACGAUAAUAAUAAUAACAAUAAUAAUCGUACACCAACUCCUGCAGCUAAUCGUAUACAUCAAUCUUUGUCUGGUAAUAAUGAUUCUUCAUUUGUCGUUGGUUCAACAGUACCCGGAGGUGGUGGUGGGAUACCUCCGGCACAGUUAGCACAAUUAGCUCAUCUUGCUCAAAUGUCUGGGCUUCCGCCUGGUUUCUCAUUUCAGGAUCCAGCAGUGUUGAAUGCUUUUGCUUUGGCUGCAGCAGCAACCUCUUUGGUGGCUACUGGUGGUGGUGCUAAUCAACCAGAUCUGCUUACAGAUACAAAUAUGUCAGCGAAUCUAGUCGAUCGAUAUCGGUCACCAGUUCCGUCAUACACAUCUCCACAACCGCAUCAACAACGUUAUCCUCCUAAUAAUUCACAAUCGCAACAACAACAGCAACAGAAAGCGGCAGCUGCCGCGGCAGCAGCAGCAGCGGCAAUGGCCAAUGCUUUUGGUUUACAAAACUUACCAGCUCAAUUUAAUACACGCCUAUCAUCAUCAUCAUCAUCACAACCACCUUAAUUAAGACAACAGUGUUCUUACUAAAAAGAGAAGAUUAAAAUAAACUAAUUGACUGAAUUACCACGCUUAUUUGAUCAGGUAAUGAAAAUUUCCCAUUUAACAUUUCUCCUAUGUAUUACUUGUAAAUACAGCUUGAUCUUUCCCCCCCCCUUUUCCUCUUCUUCUAUCUGUAUUCAUCAUUUUUGUUUCGUUAUAAAAAUUUCUAAUGAAUCUAUAUGUUUGCGUGUGUGUGUGUGCGUAUGUAGUGCACGGAAUGAAACCAAUGUGCCUACACGUAUAUACUCUUGUAUGUCAAUGGUUGAAUGAUAAAUCCGACACACACACAGAGAUAAAAAGGUAAAGGGAAUGAAACAAAAUGGCACAAUUCAUGAAUAUAUCUGCUCAUAUAUAUAUAUAUAUAUAUUCACCGUAAUCUUAAAAAAAAACGAUUGUUUAUUUUUCUGGUUUCUAUUGUAUGCUUUAAUAAGAACCAACCACAUUAUCAUUAUUAUGAUUUAUACUACUGAAAACUAAACAUCAUUCUACAUUGAUCUUUUUUGAUAUUAUACUGAAUAAUAACCCAACUUACUCAUUUAUUCAUUCAUUGUAUGUAAUCAUUCUUGUUCUUUUGUCUUCUGUAUGUGUGUGUUUCUUAUUCUUGUCAUUGAAGAUGAUUACUUUGUAAGGUAUGUUUGCCCUUUUUUUUUAUCCCAGACCCUUUUAUGCGGAUAUAUACUAUAUAUAUUGAUAUUCUCAUAUGAUGUGAACGAUUUACUUAAUAAUAAUGAUAAUAUAAACAAUAUGUAGUGUUC
Schistosoma rodhaini is the source of this 9277-nucleotide messenger RNA. NCBI's taxonomy places the organism in Eukaryota, Metazoa, Platyhelminthes, Trematoda, Strigeidida, Schistosomatidae. The record is from the annotation of a GenBank genome assembly.